Drosophila subpulchrella is the source of this 1125-nucleotide messenger RNA. It is a transcript of the gene Ufd1-like, whose product is annotated as ubiquitin fusion degradation protein 1 homolog. Bases 94 to 1044 code for a protein of 316 amino acids. Gene Ontology annotation, cellular component: VCP-NPL4-UFD1 AAA ATPase complex. The record is from RefSeq and is a predicted model, not a curated record. Gene Ontology annotation, molecular function: polyubiquitin modification-dependent protein binding. The transcript is spliced from 2 exons. NCBI's taxonomy places the organism in Eukaryota, Metazoa, Arthropoda, Insecta, Diptera, Drosophilidae.
GCGGCCGUGACAUUACAAAAGAAAAAAACAAAACAAAAUUAACGCCUCCCCGAAAAAAGGGGAAACUAAGGCAGUGAAACUCGAGCAAACAGAAUGUUCCAUUUCAGCGGCUUCAACAUGAUGUUCCCGGAGGGACGCAGUUUCCAUGCCACCUACAAGUGCUUCUCCGUAUCCAUGUUGCCCGGAAACGAGCGAUCCGACGUAGAAAAGGGAGGAAAAAUUAUCAUGCCCCCAUCCGCACUGGACACGCUGACCCGUCUGAAUGUGGAAUACCCGAUGCUGUUCAAGCUCACCAACGGCAAGAAAUCCCGAUCCUCCCACGCCGGCGUCCUUGAGUUCGUGGCCGACGAGGGCAAAUGCUAUCUGCCCUACUGGAUGAUGGACAACCUGCUGCUGGAGGAGGGCGAUAUCCUCAACAUCGAGAGUGUCUCCCUGCCGGUGGCCACCUUCUCCAAGUUCCAGCCGCACAGCACCGACUUCCUGGACAUCACCAAUCCCAAGGCGGUGCUGGAGAAUGCGCUGCGCAACUUUGCCUGCCUCACGAAGGGCGAUGUCAUAGCCAUCAAGUACAACAAGAAGGUCUACGAGCUGUGUGUCCUCGAGACGAAGCCCGGCAAUGCGGUCAGCAUCAUCGAGUGCGACAUGAAUGUGGAGUUUGAGGCCCCGGUAGGCUACAAGGAUCACUCGGAAAUGCAUGCUUCGGGCUCAGGACAACCGGGUGCGGCAGGAUCUACGGGCGGUGAGGUCGCCGGUGGGGCCAACGCCAUACUCGAGGAGGUCGUCGAGACAUUCAAGGGCUCUGGCGUCCGUUUAGAUGGCAAAAAGAAGAAGGAAAGCCAGCUGGAGACGCCAGUCGUCAAGAAGGUCCUGGCCCGCGGCGUGCCCGACUACGACUUUCAGUUCGGUCUCAUUCGCUUCGACCGCAACAUUCGUCCCAUCAGCGAUAGGGGCAACGAUGAGGGCGCCGCAGCUGGCAAUGCAGACGGUUCCGAGACAGAGAGCUUCCUCGGCACCGGAUUCUCGAUGAAGAAAACGCGCAAAUAGGUCUAGCUGUAGUUCUAGUUCUAGUUGUAUAUUGUGUGACACAUAGAAAUUAAAGGAAGAUCCUCACAGGGGCAGCGUCAA